AUGAAGACAAUUUCCAAGCUCCAGCCCUUCUUCUUCUUCUUGCAUUUUCUCUUCAUCUCUCACACCUAUGAGAUCGAACUUGCAAUUGUCAACAUGUGCGACUACAGCGUCUGGCCCGGCACACUCGGCAGUGCAGGCAAUAUUUCUCCAAAGGACGGUGGAUUUCAUCUGGGCGUCGGUGAAGAGGUAGUCAUUAACGUUCCUAAUGGUUGGUCUGGAAGAAUAUGGGGAAGACAAGGUUGCUUCUUCGAUGAACAAGGUCAAGGAUUCUGCCAAACUGGUGACUGUGGUGGAAGGCUUUAUUGCAAAGGAAAUGGAGGAAUGCCACCGGCCACAUUGGUUGAAAUGACCUUCGGAAUUCCUCAGUAUCAACUCCAUUACUAUGAUGUUAGCUUGGUAGAUGGUUUCAAUCUUCCUGUAACAAUGGCGCCAGUUGGUACUGGGGUGGGAUGUGGGGUUGCAGGGUGCAAGGUAAAUUUGAAUGCUUGUUGUCCUUCUAGAUUUGAAGUAAAGUUUGGAGGAAAGAUCGUUGGCUGCAAGAGCGCUUGCUUGGCUCUACAGACAGAUAAGUAUUGUUGCACAGGGGAGUAUAGUUCACCAGGUACUUGCAAGCCUACUCUUUUCUCCUAUAUCUUCAAGUCGUUAUGUCCAGGAGCUUAUAGCUUUGCAUAUGAUGAUUCUUCCAGUUUGAACAGGUGUAGGGCCUCUCGUUAUGUAAUUACAUUUUGUCCUAAAACAUAAGGGGUGCUUCUAGUGUUGCUAUAGUUUUGCUUUAAUUUUCUUUUU
This is a messenger RNA of Dendrobium catenatum, 786 nucleotides long. Its product is annotated as thaumatin-like protein. Lineage: Eukaryota; Viridiplantae; Streptophyta; Magnoliopsida; Asparagales; Orchidaceae. Gene Ontology annotation, cellular component: extracellular region. The coding region runs from base 1 to 741 and encodes 246 amino acids. Gene Ontology annotation, biological process: defense response. The record is from RefSeq and is a predicted model, not a curated record. The transcript has 2 exons.